GGCAAGGGAAGAGACUCCAAGUCCCGGCGCGGCCCGCGGCUAAAGGCGGCGCGGCCUCUCACCGGGGCGCGGCCUCUCACCGGGGCGCACGGAGGCCGCCGGAGCUCUGGGGGGCCGAGACCACCAAUCCCAGGGCGCUUCGCGCGCGCAGUGCCAAGAAGGUGGGGCGGGGCGGCGCGCACGGCACCCUGGGAGGUGUUGUCUUCUGCUCCGGGAGCGCAGAGCUGCCCGAGGCGUACUCACUGGCACCUGAUUGGCUGUCCCGAGAAAGUGACAGGGCUUCGCGGCCCAGGGCCGAGAGCGGCGAGGAGGCGGGCCAGCUGGGAUUUAGGCGCGAGCGGUUGAAAGUCGGUUGGUAUUAGUUCGGCCGCCGAGGUGCCGUCCCACCCCCAGCCCUCUCCAUGGCGGACCCGGAGGAGCUGCGGCUUUCCCCGCAGCCGCUUCGGCUUUCCCCGCAGCCGCCGCCCUCCUCUGCCUCGUCUUCAGACGCGUCUUCAGCAUCUUCCCCCGGCACGCUGGGGGGUUUGGACCGGACGGUUCCGAACAGGAACAGCGGCCGGCCGGUGGACCCGCUGGAGGAGGUGGAGCUGCAGAUCGGAGACGCAGCAUUUUCAUUAACCAAACUUCUUGAAGCUGCAUCUGCAGUAUCAGCUCAAGUGGAAGAGCUUGCCUUCAAAUGUACAGAAAAUGCACGUUUCCUUAAAACAUGGCGGGACCUCUUGAAAGAAGGCUAUGAUUCCUUGAAGCCUGACAACUGAUUUGACUGUAAUAAUCCAUACCACCUCAUAUGAUGUGUGCACAUGUACCGUGUGGAUAGGAUAACCACCAGCAGUUCUGUAUACAGAAGAUGAAAUUUUUCUUGGUUUUCUUCAUUUUGUGAAAACAGAAUAUGAUGUUAUUUUUGAUGCUGGCCCGUUUAUCUUUAAACAUUUUCUGUUCUCUAAACUUUCAAAGAUUCUUCUAUGGAAGUUAAUUUAAUCAGUAAAUAAUAUUAAUAAUGCCACAGUGCUACCAGUAGCAGGUGGACCAUUAUUCUCUUCAGUUUGCAAGAAGAUACCAAAAAUUGCAGAGUUUGAAGUCGAGCUUUAUUAUAUGGACCAAUGUUAGAUUCAGCUCCAUUAGGCUAAGUUCCCUAGAACCAAUGAUUGUGUCUUAUUACUUAUAUAUGUCCAGCAGCUAGAAGUCUGUUACACAACAAUCACUAAAUGUUUGAUGAAUAAGAGUUGACAACGUAAUUAAAAUCUGUUUUUUCUUCCUGUUUUUAGCAUAAAGAUUAUAAUUGUUUCUCGAAAAGAUAUUUGAGUCAGAACCUCAUUGACCUGAAGGAAAAUGUUAUCUUUUUUUUUAAACAGGAUUUUGAACUUUAACUGUUGACAGCUUUUUAAAAUAUAUGAUAAAUAUUUUUCACCCUCCUAUGAUGCUUUCCAAAAAAGCGUUUACUGAAACCUGCCUUGAAAGAAUGCCUAUUUUUUUUUCUAAGGUUAACUGCUUUUAUGGAUAUUUCUCAUAUUUGAUGUUGUUACAUGUUUGCUCUCUUUAAA
This is a messenger RNA of Globicephala melas (long-finned pilot whale), 1541 nucleotides long. It is a transcript of the gene C5H4orf46, whose product is annotated as chromosome 5 C4orf46 homolog. Lineage: Eukaryota; Metazoa; Chordata; Mammalia; Artiodactyla; Delphinidae. The record is from RefSeq and is a predicted model, not a curated record.